AUGGCUCCGACAAGUAAGCCGGGUAGUCUGAAAGACCCAGAAAUUGCUGCGCUAUUCAGCGUGAAAGAUCCAGAACAAAGAUUUGAAGACUUACGCGAAAUCGGUCAUGGCUCAUUUGGCGCUGUAUUUUUUGCGCAAGAUUUGGAAACAAAUACAACGGUUGCAAUCAAAAAGAUGGUGUUUUCUGGUAAACAGUCUGCAGAAAAGUGGUCUGAUAUUAUUAAAGAAGUGUCUUUCCUCAAGAAUAUCAAACAUGACAACAUAGUUGAUUAUCGUGCUUGCUUUUUGAAAGAGCACACAUGCUGGUUAGUGAUGGAAUACUGCAUUGGCUCAGCUGCUGAUAUAGUAGAAGUACAUCGAACUCCAAUGCGAGAGUGUGAAAUUGCUGCUAUCAUCGAGCAAACACUUUUUGGACUUACAUAUUUACAUGAAUUAGGCCGAAUACACCGAGAUGUUAAAGCUGGUAAUAUUCUGCUCACCGAUAAUGGCAUUGUGAAACUUGCUGAUUUCGGAAGUGCUUCUAUUGUAUGUCCGGCUCAAAGCUUUGUUGGUACACCUUAUUGGAUGGCUCCUGAAGUUAUCUUAGCCAUGGAUGAAGGUCAUUACGAUCAGAGUGCAGAUAUUUGGUCUUUAGGAAUCACUUGCAUAGAGCUGGCUGAACGGCGCCCACCACUUUUUAAUAUGAAUGCAAUGUCUGCUCUUUAUCAUAUUGCUCAGAAUGAUCCACCGAGACUUUCAUGCUCUGAAAAUAGUUCACUGUGGUCAACGGAUUUCCAUUCAUUUGUCGAUCUCUGCUUACGUAAAGAUCCACAAGAACGCAUAAAGACCGAGCGUUGUCGAUAUCAUUCAUUUAUCGUAAAUAAGCGUCUAGAUGGCGUGAUUUUGGAAUUGAUUGUAAGAACAAAGGCAUUAGUUAGUGAUCUAGACAAUUUCCAAUAUAAAAAAAUGAGAAAAUUGGUUUAUCUCGACGAGCAGCAAGGUGCUGCAAGUGAUGAAACACUGUCAGCAGAUCGACAUGAUCAGGACGAAGAACUAUCAGGAAUAGGAGGUUCAACAAGUUCUCGUUCAAAUUCGAUCUCUUCAUUUCAGUCGUAUCAUUCAAGUGCUACAACGUCUGAUACUCAUCAUGCAGAGAGCAACAAACCUGUUGUUACGCGGCCUUCUGUGCCUUUCCAUCCUGCUUCAUCUACUUCCAACGUUCGCGAUACUAAUGAUAUUGUUGAUGAUGUUAAUGAAGAAGAAAUGGCAACUUUGCGACGGUCAAAGUUUUCAACCCUGCGGACAACAAAACUGAUAUCUAGAGAAUUAGAAGAAUACAAUCGAGAAAACAAUAUCUAUGAGCAAAUGAGUGGUUACAAACGCUUGCGUCAGCAGCAUCAAAAAGAAUUGAAACAGCUAGAAGAAAAAAGUAAGAUAGAUUUGGAUUCAUUCAAGCUUAAGGCUAAUAAAGAAUACGAAAACCUUAUGAAUACUUUCACCAAAGAUCUUCAAAGGCUGCGUCAUAACCAAAAUGCUGAAAAAGAAAAGAAGAUCCGAGAAUUUGAUGAUGUAGAACGUAAGUUGCGACGUCAAUUAACAUCCCAGCAAGAAAACGAGCUGAAAGCAUUUGUAAAUGCUCAAAAAAAGGAAUAUAAGCAUAAUAAAGAGAAGGCUAAAGUGGAGUUGAAAGAACGUUAUGCGAAUCGUUCUGCAUAUGAAAAUUCAUUGAAAGAAGUGAAAGCUGAUUUAAACGCACGACGUUCUGAAGCAGAAGCGGUUUUUGUGCGUGAACAAAAGAAAACACUGGAAAUUGAAAUUCGUCGGUUAAACCGAGUUCAUAUUCUUCUAAAUUUUGAUAUGACCCAGUUGCAAGCUGGCCAUGCUUUGUUGUAUAAACAACACGAGCUAACAAAAGAUCUUGAGUUAAAAAUUUUGUUGGAGAGCCAACGCAUGAAACGGCGACAUUUAUGGAAACAACAUGAGGCUGAAACAUCAAAUCAAUUGCAAUAUAAUCAGAGAAUUACGGAUGAGACUAUGAAACGACAUGCUUUACAAUCAAAACAGCAACCGAAAGAAUUGAAGGUGAAAGAGCUGCAAAUAAGAAAGCAAUAUCGGCAAGCAGUGAAAACACAGUUGAGGCAAAGCAAACUGCUACAAGUCUUGAGUUCUACACCAAAAGAAGAGCACAGAGAUAUGAUAAUGAAAUUGAAAGAAGAGCAAAAAAGAAAGUUGGCAACAUUGGCUGAACAAUACGAAAGUACCAUUGCAAAUUUGAUGCGUGACUUGACUGUUAAAUUGGAAUCUUGGCAGGAAGAUGAAUUGAAAAAUUUGAGAGAAAGGCUUGAAAAAGAAAUGGAUAUGCUCAAAGAUUUUCAAGAUAGGCAGAAAAAUUGUCUUGAGGACAAUUGCUGUAGAGAAGAACAAAAAUUGUUAGAACGUACGUCACUAAGAAAAGCAUUGAUUGAGAAAAAGGUUUGCUAUACAAUUUUUUCUGAGAGAUUUCCUAAUCUUUCAGGCGACUUAUAUAUAUAUAUAUAUAAAGUAAAUAUAAAGGUUAGUCUUCUUUUACUGAUGCGCUGGAUCUCGGCAUUUUAA
This is a messenger RNA of Thelazia callipaeda (thelaziosis nematode), 2574 nucleotides long. The record is from the annotation of a GenBank genome assembly. Lineage: Eukaryota; Metazoa; Nematoda; Chromadorea; Rhabditida; Thelaziidae.